CUCAAAACAGCACCCAUUUAUUAUCUCACAGUUUCAUGGCUCAGAAGUCUGGGCACAACGGGGCUCAGCUGGGUCCUCUGCGGAAGGCCUCCCAAGGCUGAAAUUAGGUUGUUCAAUUAGGCUGCAGUCUUCCCUAGAGGCUCUGGGGAAGAUUGUGCUUCUAGGUCAUCGAGGUUGUUGGCCGGAUUCAAUGCCUUGCAGCUGUAGGAUGGAGUUCCCCAUUUCCUUGCUAGCUGUCAGCUGGGGGCUGGUCUUUUUGUAAAAGCUGCCCACGUUCCUUCCCGUGCUUUCUUUGUGGCCACUCCAGCACUGGCCCAUCCAGUCCCUCUCGGGAUUCAAAUCUUCAAAUCUCGCCCUAUUUCCCUUCUGCCAUAUCUUUUGCCCCAGCUGGAGAAAGUUCGCUACUACUAAGGGCUCACAUGAUUAGAUUGGGCCCACCCACAAACCAGAAUAAUCUCCCAAUCGUAAAAUCUUGUUUAACAGCUGCAGAGCCUUUUGCUGUUUAAUGUAACAUAUUACAGUUUGCAGGCGUUAGGGAUUGACACUUAAGGAUGAGCAUUCUGCCUACCACAGUCUACAAAGAGAACAGAAAUUGUCCAAGGUAAGACUAUGUUCUGUCUAGACACUGCUCUGGGCUCUCACUUUUUACCUCGGCGUGAUAGAAUGGGACAGGAGUGCAGGGCGCUGUCACACUCCAGAAUGCUCCACUUCCAUAUUCAUUCUGGAGGCAAAGGCUCGGUCACACUUCCUCUGUGGUCUGCUACCUCUGCCACAUAAACUUGUCCUGUCUGGGGCCGUAUCUACUGAGGAACCACAUGAACCAGACUCCGGCCUACUAUAUUUAAAAUUCUAAUAACUUAAAAAAGAAAAGAGAAACCUUAACCAGUGCCAAUCGCUUGGUAUCUUUCGGCUCUGGUCUUACUGUGAAUUCUUUUCACCCAGGGUUGCCAGUGUGACAGAGCUCAAAACAAUACCAGAGCGAUCCGUCCAAAACGCAAAAAGAAGGUUUUCUUUCCUGGUCAAGGUUCUCUUCUGCCACCCCGUCACCACUCGUGCAUGGUGUGGAGGUUUUAUCUGUGAGGCAACACACUAAGACUGGGGCCCUGCUGAUGAGGCAAUGGUUCCAUACCAGGCAAGCUGAGAGCACCGUAGGCGGCCACAUCCACGCUUCCUGCAAGCACUCGGUUCUUAGAAUGAGAUGUCACUCAGGGAAGCUUGCCAUUCCCCAGAACAGUCCCUGGUCCCCAGAACAUUCAUGUCCAAAUCUUUCUGUGGAUGUAUUUUUUAAUUUCCUUUGGACAGAUAACGAGAAGCACAACUUGGAGUCAUACGGGUAGAGAUGUCUGCCCAGAGGUUAAUUUCUAACAGAACAUCCCAGCAAUCUGCAUCUAAUUCUGAUUACACCUGGGAAUAUGAAUAUUAUGAGAUUGGACCAGUUUCCUUUGAAGGACUGAAGGCUCAUAAAUAUUCCAUUGUGAUUGGAUUUUGGGUUGGUCUUGCUGUCUUCGUGAUUUUCAUGUUUUUUGUGCUGACUUUGCUGACCAAGACGGGAGCUCCACACCAAGACAAUGCAGAGUCUUCAGAGAAGAGAUUCAGAAUGAAUAGCUUUGUGUCAGACUUUGGAAGACCGCUGGAGCCAGAUAAGGUGUUUUCUCGACAGGGCAAUGAGGAAUCCAGGUCUCUCUUUCACUGCUACAUCAACGAAGUGGAACACUUGGAUAGGGCUAAAGCUUGUCACCAGACCACAGCCCUUGACAGCUGUGUACAACUGCAGGAAGCCAUUAGAAGCAACGGGCGGCCAGAGGAGGAGUUGAACAGGCUCAUGAAGUUUGACAUCCCCAACUUCGUGAACACAGACCAGAACUCCUCCUUUGGGGAGGAUGAUCUUCUGAUUUCAGAACCACCUAUUGUUCUAGAAAAUAAGCCAGUUUCCCAGACGUCACACAAAGACCUGGAUUGAGAAACGUACUCUGUAAAGUGUCUUCCUGGAGAUGUUGGAUCUGUCUUUGUAAAGCAAGAAAUCUCCACUGACCAAAGUUGUUUGUGUGUGUUGGGGGGGGAGACAUGGGAGACAGAGAUAGAAAGAAAGACACAGAGAAGAGAGCCCCCUCAGAAAAGAGCUGAAGAAACUGAGCUUCUGUGCCUUUAAACACAGUUCAGGCUUUUUUGAGAAUAAAGUAUUUGCAUGGUCUCAUCUUCCCUGUUGUUGAAAAGUUUGGCUGCACAGAGUGUCAGUGUUCUUGAAUGGGGGUUAGCAUGCUGCAUUCCAGUCUGGCCCUGCCACCACCACGCUCUAUUUUUAGCAAGUUGCUUUACCUCUCUGGGCUGCCACAUUGUUCAUUAUAACAUGAGGAGUUUGAAGUAGAUGACUCAUCCCAGCUCUAAUAUUUUGUGAAUUUGUGACUUUGCAUCCAGAAGAAGCUGGAAUGUACAUAACGCAGUAUAAACCAGGGCACUGCCUCCUAUCUCUUGUAGGAUGCCCUAUGUCGGUACCUUCCACUCAGCCCUUAACUGAGCCCAGCUUUUGUCAGAGGUCCAAGCAUCUAUGAGGAGGUCAGAAGACACAUCUCUCAGUCACCAUGGCCAACAUUUCUUUGAUUGUACUGAAACUGCUCUUCUGAGAACCUCCAGCCACCCAUGCUAAAAGCUAGGGCCAGCCCUGCCCGUCUUCUCCCAGAAUCAGUACCAAUUCAUGAUACAUCGCAUGGCACUCUUGUUCCCAGAAAUGUAGAGAAGGUUGUCAGCUCAGUGAGAGGAGGUGCCUUUUGUAUCUCUGUGUUGGUGUGCGUCCGUCACAAGAAGAGUACUUGCCAUGCUAUUUACUUGGCAGAUGUGUAGGUGAUGGUCAUGUGACUAGUGUAUGGACUUUGAGCUGAGAUGGUGAAUGGGUUGUAAAUCCCCACCAACAGAUAUACAGGGUGGCCUGGUGCAACACAGAGUUAAUUUCAUGAAAGAAUCCAGUCUGCACACUGGUAUUGGAAACAACUUGGUUUUGCGCACACAGUUGCUUGCAUGGCCAACUGCUAAUCUCUGGGUGGCAUUUUCAUCAUGAGUUUGUUUACCACCUGUCUUGCUAAAGCUAAAAAAUAAAUGCAUUUGCACAGGAA
Messenger RNA from Acinonyx jubatus (cheetah), 3107 nucleotides. It is a transcript of the gene MRAP2, whose product is annotated as melanocortin 2 receptor accessory protein 2. Lineage: Eukaryota; Metazoa; Chordata; Mammalia; Carnivora; Felidae. The record is from RefSeq and is a predicted model, not a curated record. The transcript is spliced from 4 exons. Gene Ontology annotation, molecular function: type 3 melanocortin receptor binding; type 5 melanocortin receptor binding; signaling receptor regulator activity. Gene Ontology annotation, biological process: regulation of adenylate cyclase-activating G protein-coupled receptor signaling pathway; protein localization to plasma membrane. Gene Ontology annotation, cellular component: endoplasmic reticulum; plasma membrane. The coding region runs from base 1340 to 1960 and encodes 206 amino acids.